Messenger RNA from Haliotis rufescens (red abalone), 3201 nucleotides. RefSeq names its product phospholipase A2 group XV-like. NCBI's taxonomy places the organism in Eukaryota, Metazoa, Mollusca, Gastropoda, Lepetellida, Haliotidae. The record is from RefSeq and is a predicted model, not a curated record. Gene Ontology annotation, biological process: lipid metabolic process. The transcript has 6 exons. The coding region runs from base 51 to 1277 and encodes 408 amino acids.
CUACUUUCCGUCCAAUAAAGGUUUCCGUAACAAAUAUUGACGCCUCAGUAAUGGUGGACACGGAGAAGAUGGGAAGCCGUUUUCUGCUUCUGUUUGUGAUAAUAUGUCAAUUAACGACAUUAUUAGAAGCUAGAUAUCCGGUUGUACUAGUUCCUGGUGAUGGUGGAAGUCAGUUUAUGGCCAAGCUGAACAAAUCAACAGGACCACAUGAAUUCUGCCAACAGAAGACAUCAUAUUACUUUAACUUGUGGCUCAACUUGGAGGAAUUGGCCCCAUAUGUCAUAGAUUGUUUUGUCGAUAAUAUGAAACUUCAUUAUAAUUCAACUUCACACACAACAAGCAAUACCCCUGGUGUGGACAUCGUUAUCCCUGGUUUUGGGAACACGUCUAGUGUAGAAUGGCUUGACCCUGAUUAUUAUGUGCACUUCUCAUCCACAUCUUACUUCGCCCCUAUUGUGGAAGCCCUGGUAAAAUGGGGAUACAAGCGAGGAGAGAGCGUCCGCGGAGCACCAUAUGACUUCAGGAAGGCACCAAAUGAAUUUGAUGUUUUCUACAAAAAUCUGACGUCUUUGGUUGAGGACACAUAUGUCAGGAACAACAACACAAAGGUCAUCCUCAUAGCCCACAGCAUGGGGAACCCCACCACUCUGUACUUCCUCAACCACAGGCCUCAGGUGUGGAAGGACAAGUACCUGCACUGCCUCAUCACCAUCUCAGGGGUGUGGGGAGGAGCCGUCAAACCACUCCGCCUCUUCUCUGCUGGUGACAACUUGAAUGUUCCCUUUGUCGAGGGCAUCAAUGUUAGAGAAGAGCAAAGGUCCAUGCCAAGUUCUGCCUUCCUCAUGCCAUCGGAGAAAUUCUGGGCAGCGAAUGAAGUGCUGGUCUCCCAGCCGAAGAGGAACUAUACAGUCAAGGACUACAAGGCAUUCUUCACAGAUCUGGGCAUUCCAAAUGCAUACCUCAUGCGCCAGGACACAGAGAAUCUUGUGAAAGACCUCAUUCCCCCUGGGGUGGAAAUCCACUGUCUUCAUGGAGUCCAGGUUCCAACACCAUUGCAGUUUAUAUUUAAAGAGGGAAUGUGGCCUGACAAGCAGCCUAAAGUGGUCACUGGGAACGGGGAUGGCACUGUCAACAUCCGAAGCUUGCAUGGAUGCCUCUCUUGGCAAGGAAAACAGAAACAGAAGAUUUACCAUAAAGAGUUCCCCAAGGCAGAACACACAGAAAUUCUCUCCAAUAAAGAUGUCUUAGCUUACAUUAAAACAGUUGUCAAUAGCUAAUGCAUCAAAAGGUUAGUCUUUUUUUAAAUAGGAAAUGAAAGGUACUGAAUGGGUAAUGAAAUGAGUAUUGGUUAUAUUUUAUAUGUAAAUGAUAAAAUAUCUCGGUGUGAUUUGAUUACAAUUUCUUUUGAACUGGGAAAUAUGUAUUUGUUUGAAUAUGUGCAAAUCAAGAGAAGCUUUUGAUGUUAAGUUUUGUUUUUAACCCUUAUGCGACACUGUGAGGUGAAACUCCCAGAUCAGUACCGGUAAACAGUGACGAAUUUGAGGACGAAGAGAAUUUUAUAGUUUGUUAGAAUAUAUAUGCACAGUGACCUCUUCAGUACUGAGAAUAUACUCUGAUUCUUGCAUUUGGUACAAGGCUAGUCACACUAAACUAUCAGGUAUCUACACAGCCACUAGUUGGCCUCAUGUUGCCUACCCUAUAGAUGAUUGUCUGAUAUAUGAUCAUGAAACAGGUAUAGCUGAUAUAUUUUCCACACUUCUGAAAGUGAUAAUGAAAAAUGUUAAUGCAUAAUCACAGUCAUUCCAAGAGCAUCCUAUCAAUGCAUAAUGCCCUAACUGAGACUAGGAAUGUAUUGCGAUAUUGACGUACAUGUAUCGAUACAUUUUUAAUGUUGAUACUGUACCGAUACAAAUUUAUAAAUAUUACUUCUAAAUUAAUAAUUCACUGCCACAGAAACAUUUACAUUUAUUAAAAUAACCAUGGUAUAAAGAUGGACUAGCAGAAGGCAGAAAAUCGUCUGAGUUCAAUUUAAUUUUAUACUGAUUAAUUGCAGGUCUUCAUGGGUAAUUUUUGUCUAUACACAGAAUAAAUUAAUCUCAUUAUUAAUUGAUGCAUUGAUACUAAAAUUUCCAAUCAGCAACACCUCUAACUGUGUCUGUGUCAUGUCAGUACCGAGGUGUUUGUAGAUUAUUUCUGUACUUAUUGAUAUACAGUUUGACACUUUUUAUCCUUGUUUGGUCGGGCUAUUUAGUUUCAUGUUAAACUUGUUAAGGCCACACAUUUUUUAUUUUUCGUUUCACAGGCCCCCUACCCCUACAGAAAAGCAGGUGCAAAAGAAAUGAUUUAAUCAUAAAAGAUUUAUGUUUAUUAUAUAUCCCGCUAGUAAUAUGGACCCUCUUAUACAAUAUAAAAUGUUAUACGGUAUGUAAAGUCCAUGUCUACAUCACCAUCAAUGAUUCAAGAAGCCAGCCAGUUUUAUCGCCACGGCAGAAAGAAUUUCAUAAAAUAAAUAUAUUAUUGACAAUGCUAUUUAUUUUUAUUUUUAUUUCGACCAACCUUUUGUGGAAAAGCUGGAAUAAAUCUGUGAAACUUUAAAUUAAUCAAGUGUGACCUAAUGAAAGAAUUCAGUUUGACCAAGCUAAAAAUAUCUUGUUUUUAAUUUGAGCAAGUUGACUUGGAAAAUGGGUAGAUUUCAGAACGAAAAUACCUUUUCAGUUUUGAUUACUUUGCACUGAGUAUGGCAAUAGGUUUUUGCCACUUGUGUGUUUGCAAUUAUGUUUAUUGACCAUGUAGUGCUCAGCCUGUUAACUUAUCGUAAAAAAGCCAUUUAGCUGUCUCUGUUUUAGCACACUAGAGAACAUGGGUAUACUGUAAUAUGAUAUUAUUGUAUCGUUUUGAAAGAAGAAAUUAAUGUUUUACAUCCAUCAUGUCCAUAUUACUAAUGAAAACAAUAAUGUCUGAAUUAAUGUCAGUAUGUAUAAGCGUCUUUAAUUUAUUUUUGCAGAAAUUUAUGUGAAGCGAUCUCUUGUGAUAAUUCUGAUGUUCAUGAGUGUCUUGUCCUAAUUUAUGCACAGAUGUGAAACAUCAUGCUUCUGUGUCACAUACUCAUUCCAUCAUGUGUGAUUCUGUGUAGAAAGUGACAGCUAAUAUGUAUGUUAGAUAGUUUGAUGUGUAUAUACAGAUAUCCUCAUUUCACUGUGG